AUGGAUAGAUUUGAUAGUGCAGUUGCAUUUGCUUUACAAAAAAAUGGAUAUAGUGAAUUAAGAGAAAAUCAAAGGGCAGUAAUUGAACAGUAUGUGAAUGGAAAUGAUGCAUUAUUAUGUUCUCCCACAGGAAGUGGAAAAAGCUUAAUAUUUGAGAUGGCUCCAUUCAUGUUUCAAUACAUGGAGAACAAAGAUAAAGAAUGCACAUGUUUAGUUGUUUCACCAUUAACUGCCCUUAUGAAUGCACAGGUGGAAAAGUUGACAAAGAAAAACAUCAAAGCAAUCUAUUUCAAAGAUAAUGAACAAAAAGGAAGGCAUGUUUAUUAUGACAUUGAGAAUGGACAAUAUGAGCUCAUAUUUGCAAGUCCUGAGACAAUAUUGCUACACAGUCGUGCACUGGUCACAUCACUUUCUAAAAAGAGGUUUUUGAAAGUCAUAUUUAUUGAUGAAGCCCACUGCAUCAAGAAGUUUGGUAAAGGCGACAAACAAGAAAACAGAAUGCUUACAGGCCAUUUUAUGGCUGUUUGGAUGAAUUGA
This is a messenger RNA of Mercenaria mercenaria, 537 nucleotides long. Its product is annotated as ATP-dependent DNA helicase RecQ-like. The transcript has 2 exons. Gene Ontology annotation, cellular component: nucleus; cytoplasm; chromosome. The record is from RefSeq and is a predicted model, not a curated record. Bases 1 to 537 code for a protein of 178 amino acids. Gene Ontology annotation, biological process: double-strand break repair via homologous recombination. NCBI's taxonomy places the organism in Eukaryota, Metazoa, Mollusca, Bivalvia, Venerida, Veneridae. Gene Ontology annotation, molecular function: 3'-5' DNA helicase activity; four-way junction helicase activity; nucleic acid binding.